GUGAAGGUGACUUGUGUGUUCUCAGUCGAAGUCUUCUUUGGAGAGCGAGUCGGUACAAUUAAUUCCACGCAUGAUGUAAUGGAGCGGAGAAAGUUAGAGCAUCAUGGAAUGGAAGAAAUUGUGUGCAUCAGUUGGCUUACAAAUUUGUGAUUUGGCAUAGCGUAGCAUGCACCUCCACCUUCGCCCUGUUCUUCUGAUUGUGGCGGCUAGGAGUAGGUAGGGAGGGAGGGAGAUCAAACUGCGCGCCAUGGGUUUCCCUUUACGCUUCUUAUCAUCACUGUCGUUGUGCCUCUUGGCCCUCCUCCUCCACCGGGCCACGGUGACAAGUGGGUGUUUCAGCUUGGAGAGGGAGGCACUGUUGGACUUCAAAGCCGGCAUCCACGACACCUAUAACCGGCUAUCUUCUUGGGUAGGCCAAGACUGCUGCGCAUGGGAGGGGGUCAUCUGUGGUGCCACCACUGGCCACGUCGUCAGGCUCGACCUCCGGAAUACGUUUAAUCGGGCAUUACGCGGUGAGAGGAUGAACUCGUCAUUGCUUGCUUUAUCUCAUUUGAAGCACUUGGAUCUUAGCGUCAAUGAUUUCAGGAGAAUCCGCAUACCGGAAUUCAUCGGCUCCUUCAAGAAAUUGAGAUACCUCAAUCUAUCUUCUACAUAUUUCAUGGGAGGAAUACCUGCUCGGCUGGGGAACCUUUCGAGCCUCUACGUUCUUGAUCUAAGCGAUGCUUUAGAUUUUACAUCCCUAGACAACCUCGACUGGCUCUCCCAUCUUACCUCCCUGAAGAACCUGGACUUGAGCUGGUUGAAGCUAACCGGUGCCCCAGAUUGGUUCUCAUCCGUGAACAUGCUGCCAUCCCUCCAAGUGUUAAGUAUGUCUUACGUUGGUCUCGAUACCAUCCCAGCUUCUGUUGUCCAUGUCAACUUCACCUCCUCUCUUACCGUCCUUGAUCUCUCCUUCAAUAAUUUCAACUCCAUCUUACCCAAAUGGUUGGGGAAUAUUAGUAGUCUUACCCAUCUUGAUCUCCAUUACUCUGGGUUCUAUGGCGUUAUUCCCGAUACAAUUGGAGACUUGGGCUCUCUUACUUUUCUUGAUCUAGGAGGCAAUCAACUCGAGGGUAUCGUACCGAAAUCCAUGGUUGAUCUCCGUAGACUGAAAGAAUUACAUAUGCCGAGCAACCAAUUGACAGGAAAUUUGGGUGGUUGGCUGGAGCAAAUGACGAAUCUCAUCAUUUUGGAUCUCCGAUCUAAUUUAUUCAACGGUUCCAUGCCUUCCUCCUUUGGUAAGUUCUCUAAUCUCACCGAAUUGAAUCUCGCUGGAAAUUCUGUUGGAGGUGUCCUUUCAGAAGUUCAUUUUGAGAAUCUUACAAGAUUGCGACUGUUGGACUUGUAUGGCAACUCCAUCACCAUAUCAAUUGGGCAGAGUUGGGUCCCCCCUUUCCAACUCAGAUAUGUAGAUUUAACCAAAUGUCAGUUGGGACCUCAAUUUCCAGAAUGGUUGCAGUUUCAAACACAGAUCCAAGAAUUACAUUUGGCAGACUGUAAAAUUGCAGGGACAAUGCCCGCUUGGUUUGGGAAUAUUUCAUCUUCUACCAUCACAUAUUUAGACCUUUCCAACAACCAAAUAGGAGGGAAGCUGUCAUCUUCUUUCAAGUUCACCAAGUUAGAAACAUUAUCUUUGGACUCCAACAGAUUUGAAGGUCCAUUGCCAACGAUGCUACCGUCUACACUUCAAACUCUAUACCUCUCCGAUAAUUCCUUUACAGGGCAAUUGCCGAUAUGGCCCCAUGUUCAAUCAGUGGCACUCUCGGAUAAUAUGCUUGAUGGUGGCUUAUCUUCAUCAAUCUGCCAAUGGACAUAUCUUAAAUUUCUUGACCUUUCGAACAACAAAUUAUUUGGUGAGAUACCAAAAGGAAUUGGAGACCUUAUAGGACUCAAUAACUUAAAUUUGUCAAGAAAUCAUUUACAAGGAAAAAUUCCUUGGGAGAUAGGAGGAAUGGAAUCAUUAGAAUCCCUUGAUCUAUCGAUAAAUGAUCUUUCUGGUAGCAUUCCUGAGAGCUUAUUGACUUUAUAUUCCUUGAGCUACUUGAAUUUAUCAUAUAAUAAUCUUUCGGGAAUGAUACCAACUGGUUAUCAACUCCAAACACUCAAUGAUCCAUCCAUUUACAUGGGCAAUGCCGACUUAUGUGGACCACAAAUUUUCAAAAAUUGUUUUAUGCAAGAGUACAAAAAGGAGAUUUCCGAGUGGUUAUGGUUCUAUAUUAGCAUGAUACUAGGAUUUGUGAUGGGAUUUUGGAUAUUUUGUGGUAUUCUCUUCCUCAAAGACGCAUGGAGGCAUGCUUAUUUCCAUAUCAUUGAUGAUAUGUAUGAUUGGGUUUGGGUGCAAUGGCAAUUAAUUCUUCGACGAUUGUUGAGACGUUAAUCCUAAACUUCUAGUGUGGAUGAUCCCGAGCUUCACGGUAGCUGAGGAAAAUAUGCCUGCGAGUAUAUUGAAUUUGGUUAUGUAUCAAGACAACAAAUUAUAUUGUUUAUGGUUCAA
This is a messenger RNA of Musa acuminata subsp. malaccensis (wild Malaysian banana), 2533 nucleotides long. Its product is annotated as receptor-like protein EIX1. Gene Ontology annotation, molecular function: protein binding. The record is from RefSeq and is a predicted model, not a curated record. NCBI's taxonomy places the organism in Eukaryota, Viridiplantae, Streptophyta, Magnoliopsida, Zingiberales, Musaceae.